GUUCUUCACCUCAUUAUUGUGGAUUUGUUUAAGAAAAUUUAGGUUUUAUGAUUGCAUUUUUUCUUAGACCCAAGUGAUUUGUGAAAUUGAAUUGGAUACAGUCAGGUUUCUCUCUAUCCAAAAAUAUUAUCUUUUUGACAUUUUGUUCCCACUUGUUUGUUUGUUUUUUUCGUUGCUUAAGUUCUGAUUCGGACCAUUGUUCAUGUUGCUACGAUUCUUCUAGUAGUGCUUAGUGUGGGGGAAUGAGUUUGUUAGUUGGGCUGUGUAAUUUGGUGAAGAUGCUUUCUGUUUGUCCACAAGGAAAAAAAAAACAAUGGACUUAUGUUUCUUAAAUCUUUUUUACAAGUACUUCAAAAAAACUAUGAUUUUUUUUAUUUAUUUGGCCUAGAUUCUGAUUCUUCACGUUCACGUUACUAUACUCUGCAUUGGUUUGUAUUUCUGUCUAUUCAGAUUGUUCUCUGCGAAUAAACCUUUUUAUUGAUGCAAAGUAGUUUUUUAUAUAUAUAUAUGUCCUCCUCUCUUUUUACUUCUUCACAUUGUCGAUCUUCCCUGUGUCUGCCAGAACCUUCCCCUACUACUGGUUCUUUGGUCAAGCCCCGGCCAGUGCAUGUGAACUCAAGUUCUUAUACAGGAAGGACAUUCCAUCAGAAUACCUUCACCGAGUACAAGUCUACUGAAUUUGAAUUCAGACCUCCUGCAUCCAACAUGGUUUAUGCAGAGCUUGACAAGCAUAGAAGUGAGCCACCAGUACAGGGCCAUGGAUCCUCCUCACACUCACCUUCUUCCAUCAGUGAGGCUGCUGCAGCUUCCUCAACCAACCUAAGCCGGGCAGCUCCUCCUGUUCAGUCGCCACCAACCGGAUCUGAUCAGGAUGAAACAGUCCAGACAUCUCAAAAUGACUCCAGAGGAAGCACGCCACCAGUCUUGGCCGAUGAUGGUUACAACUGGAGAAAGUAUGGUCAAAAGCAUGUCAAAGGGAGUGAGUUUCCGAGAAGCUAUUAUAAAUGUACACAUCCUAAUUGUGAAGCGAAGAAACUAUUUGAAAGGUCUCAUGAUGGGAAGAUCACUGAUAUUAUUUACAAGGGCACACAUGACCAUCCUAAACCUCAACCUGGUCGCCGAAACUCUGCUGCACAAGAAGAAAGGGUAGAGAAGGGCGUCUACAACUUGUCUCAAGCCAUUGAACAAACUGGUAAUAACAACCCUGAAGUACCUCUGACAACUGAAGAUGGUGGAGAAGUUAAAGAUGACCUGGAGGAGGAGGAUCCAUUUACAAAACGGAGGAGGUUGGAUGGGAGCAUGGAGAUAACAACUCCACUUGUGAAACCUAUCCGGGAGCCUCGUGUUGUUGUUCAGACUCUGAGUGAGGUCGACAUACUUGAUGAUGGUUAUAGGUGGCGUAAGUAUGGUCAGAAAGUCGUCAGAGGAAACCCCAAUCCCAGGAGCUAUUACAAGUGCACGGCUCCUGGAUGCCCAGUGAGAAAACACGUGGAGAGGGCAUCACAUGAUCCAAAAGCUGUAAUAACAACAUACGAAGGCAAACACAAUCACGACGUUCCCACUUCAAAGUCUACCAACCACCAUGACAUCCAGCCUCGGUUCAGACCAGAUGAAACAACAGACACCAUCAGCCUCAAUCUCGGUGUAGGAAUCUCCUCUGGUGGACCUGACCACACUUCCAGCGAACGUAAUCAACAACUCAUCAACCAAACUCACCCAAAUGGAGUCGGUUUCAGGUUUGUUCAUGCUGCUCCCGUGUCAUAUUACCACGUAAGCUUAAACAGCGGAAUCUAUCAGUAUGGCUCGAGAGAAACACAGAACGAGACUCGAAAUGGUGAUGUCUCGUCCUUGAACCAUUCAUCUUACCAGUAUUCACAUAACAUUGGGAGAAUACAAUCGGGUCCUUAGAAAGAUACAUGAAGCAAACAGUAUUGGAUUCUUCUUAGGUUAGUAAUGAGACCUUGUUCUAUAUAGUUUCUCUUUCUAUACGGAGAGCUGAUCUUGAUUUUUAAACUAUAUAUAUAUAUAUAUUUGUAUGUGUUGUGCUCCCAAAAAAUGUAUUGUACAAAUACACAAGAGGGUAAUGCUUUUUUGUUAAACAUGUAAGAAACAUCAAUAUGUUAGAAUCACCUAAUUUAUAUCAAGUACAAGUUCUACAGUAAA
Messenger RNA from Brassica napus (rape), 2163 nucleotides. RefSeq names its product probable WRKY transcription factor 20. Gene Ontology annotation, molecular function: sequence-specific DNA binding; DNA-binding transcription factor activity. Lineage: Eukaryota; Viridiplantae; Streptophyta; Magnoliopsida; Brassicales; Brassicaceae. The record is from RefSeq and is a predicted model, not a curated record. The coding region runs from base 481 to 1908 and encodes 475 amino acids. Gene Ontology annotation, biological process: regulation of DNA-templated transcription. The transcript has 6 exons.